Messenger RNA from Verticillium alfalfae VaMs.102, 3333 nucleotides. RefSeq lists its product as hypothetical. The record is from RefSeq and is a predicted model, not a curated record. The transcript has 4 exons. Lineage: Eukaryota; Fungi; Ascomycota; Sordariomycetes; Glomerellales; Plectosphaerellaceae. Bases 1 to 3333 code for a protein of 1110 amino acids.
AUGUCUGACGUCGAAGGUUUCGAGGUCGUUCAGCACGACGAGGUCCCCGUCCAGGCAAGCUCGCCCUCGCCUGCACCUGCGCCUGCUGCCGAGGAGCCCGCGGCUGAAGCUCCUGCCAAGGAUGCUGCCGCCGCGGCCGCCACCGCUCCGGUGAAGAAGACAGCCACAGCCACUGGCGGUGUCCGUCGUCCCGUGGCCCCCGGAACCAAGCCCACGACCGCCACGACGAGCACCACCCGCGCCAGUGGUCUGACCAAGCCUCCCACGCGACCCCCCGUGCCGUCUACCAUCCGACGCCCCACGACGGCUUCCUCGACCGCCACCCACCGAUCCCGCCCUAGCGUAUCUGCAUCCGAAGACGAGACCAAGAAGCCCGCCACCUCGGCGCUGCGCCGUACCUCGGUCGCCCCAGGCACCACGGCCGCCAGCUCCCCCGGCAAGGAGAGGACCUCGAGACUGUCCACCGCCAGCUCCACCACCGCUGCUGCUAGGAGGCCGACCAGCACCGUCGGCAGCGGCAGCACCGCCACUGCUCGCACGACGACGACCCGACCUACGACGACGUCCUCGACCACGUCUCGGCUUACGAGGCCGACGACCGCCAGCAGCAGCGCCACCACCGAUGCCGCGAAAAAGCGCCUCUCCACUGCGGGACCUGCCACGUCCACCACGGCCACCAGAACGGCUCGCACAUCUCUGCGCCCAGGCAGCUCCGGUGCCGGCGAGGCGUCAGCCAAGGAGAUCGAAGAGCUCAAGGCCAAGCUGGCCGAGAAGGAGUCCGAGGUGACCGAUCUCAAGGCCCAGGUGGAGCAGUCCCACGAGAAGCUAGCGGAGCUGGCGGACCAGACGCCCCAGGCGGCUACGCCCGUUGAGAGCAACGCUGAUGGCGCUUCGGAUGUGGCCCAUCAAGCGAACGACGAGGAAGUCGUGGCGCUCAAGGCUAAGGAGGAGGAGCUGGAAGCCCAGCUUGUCGAGACGAAUGAGAAGCUCGCUGCUGCCACGGAGGAACUCGAGAAGCAGAAGCAGGAGUACAAGGAGGCCGUCGCUGCGAGGGAGGCAGCGGAGACUGAGCUCGCCACUGUCAAGGAAUCCAUCGAGACGCUGCAGGGCGAGCACGAUGCUAAGCUCAAGGACGGCGAGGCUCAGCUCACCAAGGCCACGGCAGAGCACGCUUCCAAGAUGGAGGAGCUGCAGGCUUCGCUCGCCCAGCAGCACGAGACGGCUCUAGAGGGCCUCAAGUCGCAGCACGCAGACGAGUUGGCUCAGGGCAAGGCUUCCUCGACGGAACACGAGGCGGCGAUCACCGCCAUCAAGAUUAACCAUGAGGCGGCCAUUGCAGAGCUGCAGAAGAAGAUUGACAGCCUGACGGCUUCGCAGGCGGAGGUGGAAUCUGCUCAGGAGACGAAGCUGCAGGCCGCCGAGGAGGCCCAUCAGGGCAAGAUCGCCACGCUUGAGGCGGAUGCCGCCUCCUUUUCCGCCAAGCUCGAGGCCGCGGAGAAGGCUGCCGCGGAGGCCAAGGCUGACCUGGAAGCCAAGACGGCCGAGCUGUCGACCCUGCAGGCCAGCGUUGCUGGUGUUGAGGCGCAACUCGAGGCUGCCAAGGCUGAUGCCGCCAAGGCUCGAGAGGAGGCCGAGGCGCUGCAAAAGCAAGUCAGCACCCUAGUCGAGGAGAACAGCGCCAAGGAGGAGGCACUUGCCAAAGUCAAGGCCGACCAGAAGGCCAUUGUCGCGCGGCACGAGGAUCAGCUUCACCAGGUUUCACAGGACUACGAGGCGGAGAUUGAGAGUCUCAAGGGCGACGCGCACUUCAAACGCCAGUUCACUGCCCUCGAGAUCAAGUACAAGGAGCUCGAGGCGUCGCACGGCGAGCUGACGCAGACGCACGGCGAUUCUGAGUCUAGCCAUGCCAAGGCUGUCGAGGCGGCGAAGGCGGAGCACGCUGCUGCCGUUGCCGCACUUGAGGCGAAAGAGGCCGAACACAAGCAGGCGCUGGAUGCUCUCCGGGCCAGCCACGCGGAGGAGCUCGAGGUCGCGAAGAACGGAGCCAGUGCAGACAAGGACACGCACCUCACGGAGCUGCAGUCGCUCAAGGACAGCCAUGCUGAACAGCUGGAGACAUUGAGGGCUCAGGGCGAGGCUUCCCUUGCCAAGGAGAUUGAGGCGCUCAAGGCGUCGCACGACGAGAUCCUUAAGGGCAUCGAGUCCAGCAGCACGAGCGACAAGCAGCAGCUCAUCGCCAGCCACGAGAGUGAGCUGGCCGCGGCCAAGCAGAAUGACGAUACAGCGCAUGCGGCCGAGGUUGAGGGUCUGAAGAAGCAGCUCGAGGAGGCUCUGGCCCAAGUCAAGGCCGCUGAGGCGGCGAGCGCGGCAGCCCUCGAGGCGGCGAAGAAGGACCUUGAGACGACGCACUCGGGCGAGGUGGAGAAGCUCAUCAUGAGCCAGCUUGAGGACCUCAAGGCGGCGCACGCCAAGGCCGUCGCCGACCUGACCAAGGAGCACGAGACCAAGGGCACCUCUCUGACCGAGGCGCUCGCCCAGCAGAAGCUAGCACUCGCCGAGCUGCAGACUGCUCUCGAGGUCGCCGAGGACAACCUUGCGCGUCUCGAGGCCGAGAAGUCUCAGGUCGAGGAGGAAAACGGCGAGCUGGGCCAGCAGUUGGCGACGGAGAAGAUGGCGCGGUUCGAGGCCGUCGCCGCGCUCGACGACGCCAAGAACCAGAAGGCCGACACGUCCGAGCUCACGUCGCUGCAAGCGACCAAGGCGAGCCUUGAAAAGGAGCUCCAGGUGGUGCAGGCCAGCCUCGUGGCGGCGGAGCAAAAGAUGCAGGGUCUCGAGGCGGACGUCCUGACGGCACAGAAGGAUCUCGAGGCCACUCGUCUCGAGGCGGAGGCCCGCGACAAGACGAGCAAGGUCGACUACGAGGAGAUGCACGACAGCCUCACCAAGGUGGCGGAUGAGGCGCACGCACAAAGCAAGGCCUACGAGGCGCAGCUGGAGGAGCUCAAGACGGCGGCGCUGGAGAAGCAAAAGGCCGUCGAGGAGCUCGAGGCGCAGCUCAAGGUCAAGGAUGCGGAGAUUGCCGAAGUCAAGGCCAACGCUACCAAGCCCAAGGGACUCGCGGCGAGCCGGUACGCCGACGCGCCGGGUGACGCGGACGGCAAGACGGACGAGGAAGGUGAGGACGAAGACCACUCCUCGGCGGCUCUGGCCAUGUUGCAAAAAGCUAGAGUGCACGCGCGACAGAUUGACAGCAUGGACCGCGACAUGAAGGAGAGGAACCUGGCCAUGCUGGAUUCGAUCACAGACUUUCAGACGCCGCCCCUGCGCUCAUGA